CCAAAGAACCAAAAGCUUGAAGAAUUCCACAAACCCACAACCAUGAAGAAGCUUUACAAGAAAGGCCAAGUGCACCCAUCAUCACUGCCAUCCAUCGCCGACCACUUGGCUUUGCUUCCGGCGACAAUCCUAACCCUCUCUGCUUCCCUCUCGGCUGAAGACAAAGAAGUCUUGGCCUACCUCAUCUUCUCAUGCUCCGGCACAUCUAACAACUUGUCCGGCCAUCCAAAAACUGUUACUGAAAGUAAAGGCGGCGAUGGCGGCGGCGACCACAGUCCUAUGUUUGAGUGCAACUGCUUUAGGUGUUACAUGGGUUUUUGGGCACGAUGGGAUGCUUCGCCGAACCGCGAACUCAUACAUGAGAUCAUUGAAGCUUAUGAAGAGGAGUUGCUCAAGAAGAAGAAGAGGAGCGCCGCCAAGAUCAAGAAAGGGAGAAGGAAGAGGGCGUGUGAUGAGUUGAAGGACGGCGGUGAGAAGGGCUCUGAAGAGAGGCCGGUGAUCGCCAGGGACCAACUGGGUGAGUCAGAAGUCUCGGCGGAUGUGAGCGGCGGUAGCGACGGUGAUGAGGUUGGGAGUUUGGAGAAGGGGUUGGUGAUGAGGAAGAUUGCGAGUUUUAUAGGAGAGAGGAUUUGGAGUGUUUGGAAUAUAUAUUAGGGUUUAAUUUAGUUCUCGUCUUGAUCAGGACACAGAUAAGUUUCUUUUGAUAUUUGCUCUCCACAUGAUUUCCCAUUUUAAUUUGUGUAUAGAAUGCGAUUGAGUGAUUUUAAUUUUCACUUUUUUUUUUUUUUUUUUUGCCCUUUUUUGGGUUCUAGAUGUUAAAUCAAAAUUUAAUUUCAGUUGAUCGAGGGAGGUCAUGUACUGUUUGAUUCUACAUGCAAUAUUUAUGUGAAGAUUGUAAAAUUAAUGUGAA
Molecule: messenger RNA, 910 nt
Organism: Alnus glutinosa
Lineage: Eukaryota; Viridiplantae; Streptophyta; Magnoliopsida; Fagales; Betulaceae
Exons: 1
Coding region: 43-654 (203 amino acids)
Source: RefSeq, a predicted model, not a curated record